UCAGACCGGUUGUCUGGAGUGCAGAUCACAAAAAAGGCCAAGCGUAAUCCCGGCACACAGCAACGAUACAUCAAGCUUUAGAUACACAAAAACAUGGCGAGCCUGAUGAGAUCAUCACUGUACAUGCUAGCGUGUCGUCACGCUGCAAGUGUCCGGAUUUUCCGACCAUUCUCGACGACGGCAGACCGACGCUUCACGACGGCAGACCGACGCUUCACGAAGACAGACCGACGCUUCACGAAGAUAAACGUCGACAGGUCCAUUGCCAACGAGGUGUUGCGGUUCUCCCUCGAUGAUCCUGUACAUGAGGCGCUCACGCCACCAUCUAGUUGGUACAAGGAUUCCAGGAUCCAUGAUUUGGAAGCACGAACCGUGUGGAGAAACAACUGGGUGGCGGUGGGAAGGACGGACCAGGUUUCCACCCCAGGAGCAUUCUUCACUGGUACCAUCGGCAGAGAGCCGUUCAUAGUGUCGUCUGACAAGUCCAACACUCUGAGAGCUUUCUAUAACGUCUGCUGUCACCAUGGCAACAUCGUGGAGUUCCAGGACGCUGGCGAAGCUAACCAGUUCGUCUGCUGCUACCAUGGGUGGACUUACGGGCUGGAUGGCAGGCUGACGAAACCAACCAAACUUCGGGGUAUCAAAAACUUCACUGCCAGAGGUAACGGACUGAAGCCCAUAGCCGUGCGCACCUGGGGUCCGCUGGUGUUCCUCAGACUGGACGGAUAUGUGAGUUAUCAUGCAGGGCUACAGACUGACGAGAGCGCGUCUGCGUUUGUAGAUAAGAUAAUCAAGAUUUAUAGGGGGAUUCAUUGAGACAGGGGGGGUUCA
Molecule: messenger RNA, 831 nt
Organism: Branchiostoma floridae (Florida lancelet)
Lineage: Eukaryota; Metazoa; Chordata; Leptocardii; Amphioxiformes; Branchiostomatidae
Product: choline monooxygenase, chloroplastic-like
Exons: 5
Coding region: 94-816 (240 amino acids)
Molecular function (GO): 2 iron, 2 sulfur cluster binding
Source: RefSeq, a predicted model, not a curated record